Molecule: messenger RNA, 1633 nt
Organism: Phragmites australis (common reed)
Lineage: Eukaryota; Viridiplantae; Streptophyta; Magnoliopsida; Poales; Poaceae
Product: histidinol-phosphate aminotransferase, chloroplastic-like
Exons: 9
Coding region: 117-1373 (418 amino acids)
Biological process (GO): L-histidine biosynthetic process
Molecular function (GO): L-histidinol-phosphate:2-oxoglutarate transaminase activity; pyridoxal phosphate binding
Source: RefSeq, a predicted model, not a curated record
GGACCCCGCGGAUCUCCUCACUGCUCACGUGGCCAAAACGCCCCCUCUCGUCUCACUUGGCACUCUGCGACACCAAAACUGGCCAAAGCUCCCGAGUCGGCGGCGUCGCUUCGUUGAUGGAUUGUUCCGCCCGAUUCCGCAUCCGAACCCCGUCGCCGGCCGCCUGCCACUUCGCCGGCGAGAGGAGGCGCCCGGCGGGCAGGAUAUCCAUCCGUCCUAUGGCGUCGGCUGCCCCGGUGGAGGAGCCCGCGGCGGCGGCGUCUGAGACGAAGCGGCGACCGACCGGCGACUCCUUCAUCCGCCACCACCUCCGGAGCCUGUCCCCGUAUCAGCCCAUAUUGCCCUUUGAGGUGCUGUCUUCUCGGCUCGGGCGUAGACCAGAGGACAUAAUCAAGUUGGAUGCAAAUGAGAAUCCAUAUGGUCCACCCCCCGAGGUGGCUACAGCAUUAGGUAAUUUAAAGUUCCCCUAUGUGUACCCUGAUCCUGAAAGCCGCCACUUGCGUGCUGCUCUUGCAGAAGAUUCUGGACUUGAAUCUGAGUACAUACUUGUUGGAUGCGGUGCAGAUGAGCUAAUUGAUUUAAUUAUGAGAUGCGUACUCGAACCAGGUGACAAAAUUGUAGAUUGCCCUCCAACAUUCACGAUGUAUGAGUUUGAUGCUUCUGUCAAUGGUGCACUUGUCAUCAAGGUUCCAAGACUUCCCGAUUUUUCCCUAGAUGUCGCACGUAUUGUUAAAGUGGUUGAACAGGAAAACCCAAAAUGCAUAUUUCUGACAUCUCCAAACAAUCCAGAUGGCAGUGUAAUCAACGAUGAGGAUCUUUUAAAGAUACUUGAUCUUCCAAUACUUGUAGUGCUGGAUGAGGCAUAUAUUGAGUUUUCAAGCCUUCAGUCAAGGAUGGCAUGGGUUAAGAAGCAUGAUAAUUUGAUUGUUCUCCGAACAUUUAGCAAACGAGCAGGUUUAGCUGGUCUUCGUGUGGGUUAUGGAGCAUUUCCUCUAAGCAUUAUUGAGUAUUUGUGGCGGGCCAAGCAGCCUUAUAAUGUUUCUGUGGCAGCAGAAGUUUCAGCAUGUGCUGCAUUGCAGAACCCAACCUAUUUGGAGAACGUGAAAAAUUUGCUGGUACAAGAGAGGGAGAGGCUGUAUAAUCUUCUCAAUGGAAUACCAUUCCUGAAACCAUUUCCCAGUCAUUCUAACUUCAUUCUCUGUGCGGUCACAUCAGGAAAGGAUGCAAAGAAAAUAAAGGAAGACCUUGCAAAGAUGGGAGUGAUGAUCCGCCACUAUGACAAGAAGGAAUUGAAGGGAUAUAUUCGUAUUUCAGUUGGGAAACCCGAGCACACUGAUGCACUAAUGAAAGGCCUGAAAGCGCUUCAAUUGUGAGCACUUGCACACCAUUAUAUCAAUGGAAGCAUUGGAGUACUUAAUGAGUACAUGUAUGCCUCAACAGAUGGUCACUGGAUGCAGUCUAUAAGAGGAGAUUGCAUCAUUCCAAUAUUUGUUAAGCCCAAACCACCAAGGGCCAAUUAGUUUUCAAUAGUACUUUUGUUUAACUAGUCUGAUUUCGUUUUUUUAUUCAGCAACUUACUUUUAACAAGAUUAUCGUUCAGAGGAAGGCUGUAGAAGCUGAAUUACUGGUGCGU